AUGCAGUUCACUCUCUCCGCUGUUGUCCUCGGCCUCGCCGCCACUGUCGCUGCUCUCCCUCCCUCCGCUGGUGCUGGAAACGGUAUCGGCAACAAGGGCAACACCAACGUCAAGUUCCCUGUCCCCGAUGACCUCACCGUCAAGCAGGCUCAGGCCAAGUGUGGUGACCAGGCUCAGCUCUCCUGCUGCAACAAGGCCACCUACGCUGGUGACACCACCGAUGUCAACUCUGGCAUCCUCGGCGGCACCCUCAGCAACCUGAUCGGCUCCGGCUCCGGUGCUGACGGUCUCGGUCUCUUCGACCAGUGCUCCAAGCUCGAUCUCCAGAUCCCCAUCAUCGGUAUCCCCAUCCAGGACAUCGUCAACCAGAAGUGCAAGCAGAACAUUGCCUGCUGCCAGAACUCUCCUUCCAGCGCCAACUCCGACCUCAUUGGUCUUGGCCUCCCCUGUGUCGCCCUCGGCUCCAUCAUCUAA
This is a messenger RNA of Penicillium olsonii, 474 nucleotides long. The record is from the annotation of a GenBank genome assembly. Lineage: Eukaryota; Fungi; Ascomycota; Eurotiomycetes; Eurotiales; Aspergillaceae.